ACAGACUGCUCUACUCCUGACGUGGUUUGAAAGGGAAUACUGUGGAGUUAGUGAGAGAGAGAGAGAGAGAGAAGUAAUCGGAGUGGAAUACCCGCUCAUUGUGGAGUCUAGAGCCCCGUGGCAGGGACUUUACCUGUGCCAAGGGAGAGCUAAUCAAGCUGCCAGCGCAGGGAUUCUGGGAUUUCUGGAGCGACAGGAGAAGGACUGGCUUUCUCCGGGCUUGCACAGGCUUGGUCCGUAAGCGUGGUGCUGUCCACCACGCCCCGCCCCCUCUAGAACCUUCCAGGGCUGUGAAUGGGAGACGUGUAGCAGUGGAGAUGCAAGUGAUGUCAGCACUCCCCUUCAGACGCUAAGCCAUGGGGAACGUGGAGAGCCAGAAUGGAGACCACUCCGUCCGGGUUGAGGUGCAGGCCCAUCUGUCGCGCAAGCACGUGUCCCGCUCGCUCCGGAUGCCCAGCAAGCAGCCCCGCCGCCUGCACCGCACCUCCUCAGGCAAGGCGGAGCGCCAUGGCCCAGAGGUGAGUGCCCGCUCCAGCAGUACUCCCAGCAUCCCGCACUCUCUGGCUCAGAACGGCAUGGAGGCCUUAGGUGCGGUGGAGGCGCCCAGCCGGGCGACGGGCACGCGGCCCGCCUCUCUCCUCGAGCACACGGGAGGUCCAGGCUCAGAGGACAGCAGGGACACAGUGGUGGAAGGCGGCGAGGACGAGGAGACGCUCCCGCAGCGGGCGAGUGAGGUGCCGGAAGAGGGCGGCGGCAGUCUGAGGAAGAAACGCUCCAAGUCGGCAGACAUGUGGCGAGAGGACUCGCUGGAGUUCUCGCUGUCUGACCUGAGCCAGGAACACCUGACCAGUACGGAGGAGAUGGGUCGCGGCGGGGACCGCGAAGACAGUGGCUACCCUGCCGCAAGCGAUAGCCACUCUGGAGAGAGGGCUAACUCGCUGGACGAGCUCUGUGGGGGGUUCAGGAGCUCCCGGAACCGGUACAAGUAUGGGAGGGACAUCGCACGGACCACGGGGGGUGAGGGGAACGAUGACCUACCAUCUCCAGGAGAAGAAGACGGUUGCGGGUAUGGCGCCUACACCCUACCCUGCCGACGCUCUCAUUGCCUCUCUGAAGGUCCUCCGAGCCACCAGGGGGUGCUGUGCUCUGGACUGCAGGGACGCCGUGCGCAAACUUCACAUGACAUCACGGCAGGCGAGGGGAGCGAGUAUGGCGACAGCGGCAUCGAUGGCGUGGCCCCGGAGGCGGAGCCGGCGUCGCGGCGCUGCAAGGCCAUGUCGGCCUCCUUCUCUGUGUACUCGGCGGCCAGCAGCAGCGUGUUCGCCGGCAGCGACAGCGGCAGCAGCAGCAAUGGGGGCGGAGCCAGCGAGCGGGCGGAGCUCGGGCGGCGGGCGGCGGCGGCGGGCGAGCAGGGCGUGUACGAGAACUUCCGUCAGGAGCUGGAGCUGAGCUCGCGGCAGACGCGUGAAAGCUUGGAGGAGGCGGGCUCGGCCGCCAGUGACGAGAGGAGCAGCGGCACGGUGAGCUCCGCCUACCGCUCGGACGCGCUUCUGGGCGUGGCGCAGGGCACGGUGCGCAAGGCUGGCGCGCUGGCCGUCAAGAACUUCCUGGUGCACAAGAAGAGCAAGAAGGUGGAGCCUGCCACCAGACGCAAGUGGAAGCGCUAUUGGGUGUCAUUGAAAGGAUGCACUCUGUUCUUCUACGAGACCGACGAGCGCUCGGGCAUCGAUCACAAUAGCAUUCCCAAACAUGCAGUGUGGGCAGAGAACAGCAUCGUCCAAGCAGUUCCAGAACACCCCAAGAAGGACUUUGUCUUCUGCCUCAGUAACUCCUUGGGAGAUGCAUUUCUCUUCCAGACGUCAGGGCAGACAGAGCUGGAGAACUGGAUCACGGCGAUCCACUCUGCAUGCGCAGCCGCCGUGGCCCGGCAGCACCACCGCGACGACACCGUGCGCUUCCUGCGCUCCGAGAUCAAAAAGCUCGAGCAGAAGAUCGACAUGGACGAGAAGAUGAAGAAGAUGGGAGACAUGCAGCUGACGGCCGUCACCGACGGCAAGAAGAGGAAGACCAUCCUGGAGCAGAUCUUCCUGUGGGAGCAGAACUUGGAACAGUUCCACAUGGACCUGUUCCGUUUCCGCUGUUACCUGUCCAGCCUGCAGGGAGGCGAGUUGCCCAACCCCAAGCGCCUCCUGGCCUUCGCCUCACGCCCCACCAAGGUGGCCAUGGGCCGUCUGGGCAUCUUCUCCGUCUCCUCCUUCCAUGCGCUGGUUGCGGCGAGAAUGGAGAGUGGCGUUCGGAGGCGGACGCAAGCCUUGUCCCGCUCAUCCAGCAAGCGCAAGAGUCGAUUCUCCUCACUGUGGGGUCUGGACACGACCUCCAAGAAGAAGAGUAAAGACAGACCGAGUAUCAAUCAGAUGUUUGUGGACGGAGAGGAGUCGGUGAAAAAAAACCUGGAGCGCAUGUUGGACGACCAGGCCACAGAGUGCUCGAGGGAACAGAGAGUGUCUGUGAACAGCCUUCCUCAGACGCACGCAGACAGCGAAGUCUGGGUUCCCCAUUACCUCACACCAUCAUGGCUCACUCUGCCCAGUGAUCAGCCUGUGCUGGCCAUCAUCCAACCAGGAGAGACAACCACAGAAGCACUGGAAGCGGUGUGCAAGGCACACAGUCUGGAACCUUCCAAGCACUACCUGCGUGUGAAGUUUCAGGUGGACAGUCGAGUGCAGUCCUACAUCCCGAAACCUGAGGAGGAGCUCUGGGACCUGCUCUACAAGGAGAUUGAAAUUUGCACCAAAACUACCAAAGUCAUCCAGUUUGACAGAGAUGAAUCCAGCUCCAUUGGUUAUGGGUUCUCCGUGGCUGUGGUGGAUGAGAAUGGCACCCAGCAGCUUCAUAUCACACACGUGAGGACGGGAGGCUUGGCCUUCAUUAAAGGCCUGCGAGCAGGAGAUGAGAUCCUCCAGCUGAACGGCAAGGCGGCGAAAGUGCUGGAGCUGUCGGACGUGCGCGCGGCGUUCUCCCUGACCUCGCUUGCUCUCACUGUCAGCAGCGUGCCGGAGCGUGAGACACAGCAGCGGUGCCCCCUGCCACCUCGCCGCUCGGACACGCCGAACGACCUCUGCACUGACGUCUUCUCCCAGAGCCAAGAGGACAUUCUGGACGAGGCCCCUGACUUGGUGUUGAAGAGCCCAGACCACGAAGGAAGGGCCGCCUUAGCCGUCAACGGUGCAGUAGAUGGCACGCGGGCGGAGCCGGACGGCGAGCCCACACACGGGAGCACUGACCAGGUGACAGCGUUCUGCCGCAGCCUCCAUGACAUGAAUCCCGCCGAGGUUCUGCCUUCCUCCUCCUCUUCCUCCUCCUCGUCAUCCUGUGUACCAAGCCCCGUCUCUCCAACGUCGGCGCCCACAGCCCAGCGCCAGCUCUCGGACGCCGACAAGCUCCGCAAGGUCAUCAGCGAGCUGGUGGACACGGAACGCACCUACGUUAAGGACUUAAAUUGUCUGAUCGAGAGAUACCUGACUCCCCUGCAGAAGGAACACUUCCUCACGCAGGACGAGCUGGACGUUCUCUUCGGGAACUUACCAGAGAUGCUGGAGUUCCAAGUGGAGUUUCUCAAGACCCUGGAAGAUGGAACCAGGCUGGUUCCAGAUUUAGACAAGCUCGAGAGGGUGGAUCAGUUCAAGAAAGUGCUGUUCUCACUUGGCGGCUCCUUUCUGUACUACGCGGACCGCUUCAAAAUUUACAGUGCAUUCUGUGCCAGCCAUACAAAAGUUCCCAAGGUUCUUACCAAAGCAAAGAGUGACAGCGAGUUCAAGGCGUUCCUGGCUGAGAGGAACCCACGGCAGCAGCACUCCUCCACGCUGGAGUCGUAUCUGAUCAAGCCCAUCCAGCGAGUGCUGAAGUACCCGCUCCUGCUGAAAGAGCUCUACUGCCUGACGGACCCAGACAGUGAGGAGCACUACCAUCUCAAUGUUGCCAUGAAGGCCAUGAAUAAAGUGGCCAGUCACAUUAACGAGAUGCAGAAGAUCCACGAGGAGUACGGUGCAGUGUUUGACCAGCUCAUCAGUGAACAGAGCUCAGACAAGAAAGAGGUGGCUGAUCUGUCCAUGGGUGACCUGUUACUGCACACCACUGUGGCCUGGAUCAACCCCUCCUCAUCCCUGGUGAAGGGGAAAAAAGACCCCGAGCUCGCUGCCUUUGUGUUCAGGACAGCCGUUGUCUUCGUGUACAAAGAUUGCUCCAAGCUGAAGAAGAAACUCGGGGCUUCUCACAGAGUCUCUGUUACUGAAGAGAGAGACCCAUUUCGGUUUCGGCACAUGAUCUCUGCAGAUGCUCUCCAAGUGCGGACUCCCACCAACUCAGAAGGAACAGCAGUAUGCGAGAUUGUGCACGUGCGUUCAGAGUCUGAAGGAAGACCUGAAAGAAAAUUCCAUCUCUGCUGCAGCUCCCCUGACAGUAAGAAGGACUUCCUGAAGAGCGUGCACUCUGUCCUCCGAGACAAGCAGCGUCGGCUGCUGAUGAAGACGGAGAGUGUGCCGCCCAGCCGGCAGUACAUCCCCUUUGGAGGAAAGCGACUGAGGGCGCUGAAGGGAGCACAGCCCACUAUGAACAGAGCAGCUUCAGCUCCCUCUCGAAACCCUGGCCAACGGAGGCUGGUGCGGAACCGCUUCACUAUCGACACGGACGUGGUCUUUGACAGCGUCUCGGGCCAGGAUUCCUUCGACAACAGGUCCAGCCAGGAAUCCCCCCUAGGGCAGCAAACCUCACCUCCAGCUGAGCCGCGGCAGGCCGGCGGUGACACGGACCGCUGGGUGGAAGAGCAGUUUGACCUCCACCUCUUCGACAGGCAGGUGGAGGUCAAGGAGACGGACAUCCUCAGUGACGACGACGAGUACUGCGAGUCGGUCAAGGGGUCGUCGGCCGAGCCCAGCCUGGAAGAGUCCUUUGAGGCGCUCAUCGCCGAAGGCGAGGAAGACGUGGACGCACAGGAGGGAGAGGCGGGGGGCUGCAAGGAGGAGGACGCGAGCCGGAAGAGGGCUGCCGAAUCCGGACCGUCCUGCAAGCUGGACGGUAAGCCGCACGGCCCUCUGGGGCUGGCUCCCCUGCACAAGCAAUGCGCAGUGGAGGGUGCCGCCACCGAGAGUGAGAUCAUCUGGGUUCGCCGCGACGACUUCAACAGGCUGCAGCAGUGACCUCUUCUGAGGGGAGGAGGAGAGAGAAACCGUGGGAGAGGGAACACAUCUGACAGCUUGGCUCGAUGCCAGACACACAGUCCAGUUUUCUAGCCAUUAGCUUGUUUCCCUUUGCAUGGAAUAUCUAUUGGCCAUGUACGAGUGGGCCCAGACCACGGCCAAGAAGCCCAUAAGCUCUAGAUAACACUGAUGGAGAGAGACUGGAAGUAUGAAUGGCAGAUACGCGUCACCUUGAUCAAGCCCUAGCGCUCUCGUCAGGUUUCAUCAGACAUACUGUGCAUAUGCUACUUCUAGACAAUCCUAUAGGUCAAGUAAGAUCUUAACUUCUUAAUCGGUGUGUGGAGUCUGGAUGAUCCCAAGCUGCUGAAAACAUCUCACUGGACUCAUACAUGGCACCUCACCGCACACCUGACGUCCAGCCUGGAUUCCAUAGUGACGUACUGUGUAGUGGUGUUGUCUGUAGAUCCCUCACACACUAACAUGCUGAAUAGUGUGUACACGUAACCUAUAGGCAGCUACACUUUCUGUCAUCAAACCUGUUGCCAAAGCAACUUUUUUUUGUUGUUGUUGUUAAAAUACAAUGAGUGUGAGUAGGCUUUUUUUUUGGCUGUUUUGUUGUGAUUUGUUUGUUUUUGAAUAUUAACUUCUGUUCACCUGUACUGUAGUUGACUCAAGGGCUCUGUGUUCUGUUGUGACACAAAGGGGUGUUAUCUCGUGUGUUAGCGGUGUGCGGGUGACCUCGUUGAGGGCACGUGAGCAGGGCUUUUGGAUUACGCUCCCUCAAAAGUCACAUCCCCCACGUCUACGUUUUUUGUGUCCCAGGCGCAUUUUAGUUCCUCUUUUUUUCCUAUUCCAUAUCGGUUUUGCAGUUUACCUGAGAUUCCAGUAUUACCCAGCCCUAUUCGCUGAAGGGGUGUAUUGAAUUAUAAAUACUGAUCCUGCUGUACUUGAAUUUGUCGAGGAUGUUCUGAGACGUUGUGACACCGAACCUUCAACCAUGCACACUGCAAUAAUGUGAGUAGUUUUGGUUCAAGGCACGCAACUCCUUCACAUGUUCCCUCUUAGUGGUGAACUACUGACCAAAAUAGUUGACCUGAACACGCCGCAUGGUAUGACAUCACCGACUGGUGUACAGUCAUAUCUUAACAAACUGCGCUUGGCCAUUCAUAAAGUAGCAGUCGGUGUUUUUGAGGCUGUUUUAUCACCAGUAUGUGAAAUAUGAGUAUUUGAUUAAUUUUGGACCUUUUGUGAUAUUUUAUACAAUAGUUUGUGUAGAUCAUGGUGGACACUGUGUAUUACUGUAAGAAAAAGAAAGUCUAUUUUUAAUGUUAACAUGGAGAACAAACCCGCAUAUGAAAUGCAAUCACUUAGGCUACUGUACUGUAGUUCUGAAACCUUUUUGUCUUAGAGAGGUGCUGUAAAAUAAUGUAAAUAUUCCUCAACUUGUUCCCUUUGCAUUUUUGAAAUCAUAUGUUCAUAAUUUGUGUAUUACUGUUCUCCUAAAAUAAAGAUUCCUUAUUUAUA
Molecule: messenger RNA, 6719 nt
Organism: Electrophorus electricus (electric eel)
Lineage: Eukaryota; Metazoa; Chordata; Actinopteri; Gymnotiformes; Gymnotidae
Gene: tiam1a
Product: TIAM Rac1 associated GEF 1a
Biological process (GO): activation of GTPase activity; small GTPase-mediated signal transduction
Cellular component (GO): cytosol; plasma membrane
Molecular function (GO): protein binding; guanyl-nucleotide exchange factor activity
Source: RefSeq, a predicted model, not a curated record